Corticium candelabrum is the source of this 1630-nucleotide messenger RNA. Its product is annotated as dual specificity mitogen-activated protein kinase kinase 1-like. The record is from RefSeq and is a predicted model, not a curated record. The transcript is spliced from 10 exons. Lineage: Eukaryota; Metazoa; Porifera; Homoscleromorpha; Homosclerophorida; Plakinidae. The coding region runs from base 95 to 1342 and encodes 415 amino acids. Gene Ontology annotation, molecular function: ATP binding; protein kinase activity. Gene Ontology annotation, biological process: protein phosphorylation.
CAACUCUAAAGGGCAGACAACUCACCAGAGAGAGCAGUGAAAAAAGACAACCGCAGGCGAGACGACUUUUCACCUGCUGCCGCUGCAGCCAAGGAUGCAGAAACGAAAGAAACCGAACCUGACCAUCGACGUCAAGCGCACACCCGAGCCAAUCGUGCUGCCUGCCUCCCAAUCAUCAGACGAAUCAAAGUCGUCCGAAGACGGCCUGUCGAGGCUCGAGUUGAACGGUUUUGACCAGGCCGACUUCCAUCUUCUCAAGACAAAAAUCGACACGGAACUUCGCGAGGAGGACGUCGAGAAAAUCGUCGAGCUCGGUCACGGCAACGGCGGCGUCGUCGACAAGGUCCGUCAUAUACCGACGGGCGUCGUGAUGGCGAGGAAGUUGAUUCAUUUGGAGGUCAAGCCUGCCGUGAGGAAUCAAAUCAUGCGCGAGUUGAAGGUCCUCCACGACUGUAACUCGCCGUAUAUCGUCGGUUUCUUCGGUGCCUAUUAUCUCGACCGCGAAAUUUCGAUAUGCAUGGAAUACAUGGAUGGCGGCUCACUCGACUUGGUCUUGAGACGGUGUGGUAGGAUACCAGAGCGAAUGAUUGCCAAGAUUACUCUACACGUACUUAGCGGGUUGCGGUAUUUGAGAGAGCAAUUACAGAUUAUGCAUAGAGAUGUGAAGCCUUCAAACGUUCUCGUCAAUAGUAAGGGAGAGAUCAAAUUGUGUGAUUUUGGAGUCAGUGGGCAGCUCAUUGAUUCUAUGGUGGACUCGUUUGUUGGAACAAGAUCAUAUAUGUCUCCCGAACGUCUUCAGGGAGCAAGAUACUCCGUUCAAUCCGACAUUUGGAGCAUGGGACUGGCAUUGAUCGAAAUGGCUAUUGGAUUAUAUCCCAUUCCCCCGCCUAGCCCCGAAAAACUAGACGAAGCAAUGUCGAGGCCACCCGCAGGUAAAGGAACAGUGAAAGUCGAUGAAGAAAUCAUUCAUGGAGCAGAAACAACAGCACAAGAAGGUCCAGCUGUAAAGAACAUGGCAAUAUUUGAACUUCUUCAAUACAUCGUCGACGAGCCUCCACCGUCUCUUCCCGACAAGUAUGACUUCUCACACGACUUCAUAGAUUUUGUUGACAAGUGCCUUGCCAAGAACCCCAAAGAACGACCGAGUCUAGCGGGAUUGUUGACGCAUCCGUUUGUGAAGACUAUAGGUGUAUCAGACGAAGAGUGUGCUGAAUGGGUAAAGCGAACGAUUCCCGGCGAUCACCAGCCAGCGAUGGAUGCCGCAUCGUCUCAAUACUUCAACAAUACUCCGGACGACAACUUAUUACCAACGUUCACGGGUCCCGGCAGCACUGCAGUUUGAUUUUUAGAGGCAGAGGGGGAUACAGCAGAUAUCUAUUUUGCUACAGCAGGUAACAACAGUGUAGCGGGUAGAAAAUUAUUGAUUAAGAUAAUUCUUCAGGCAACUGUCUUGCGAUUAUUUAUUGUAUGGCAGGGUGAGAGAGCCACGACGUUAAUAAGAUUCAAUGCCUAGGUAGUAGAUAAACUUAAGACCCUGGGUGACUACCAGACUAUUACUAGAUGUGUGUAAAUAAAAAAGCGAACUGCUAAUGAGUGAUUGGUUUUAACAAUAUUUAUUGUCAAACAGAAA